Messenger RNA from Ziziphus jujuba (common jujube), 2398 nucleotides. RefSeq names its product protein DA1. The coding region runs from base 659 to 2167 and encodes 502 amino acids. NCBI's taxonomy places the organism in Eukaryota, Viridiplantae, Streptophyta, Magnoliopsida, Rosales, Rhamnaceae. The transcript is spliced from 13 exons. The record is from RefSeq and is a predicted model, not a curated record. Gene Ontology annotation, molecular function: ubiquitin binding.
GCUUUCGUCAAGAGCCUGAAUUUGGGGUCUUCUUCUUCUUCUCGAUGGAGAGGGUUAGGACCCCACAUGCAAUAUAUGUUGCCUCCAAAAUAAUAAGAAUAUUCGCAAUUACCUUUCCCAACUGGGUUUGAUGAAACUUCGUCAAUCCCUUUUGGGUUAAGACAAAAAUAUUUUAAAAAAAUUUAUAUAAAAUUUUCUUGAAAUUUGACUUUGAAUUGGCGUACAAUCAAGAACUAUUCUCCUAUAUUUGCUGUUCUUGUUUUUUAUUUACUUUUAUCUCUCUUUCUUCUGGGAUUUUUCUAUACACGUGAAUGGUUUUAAGUUUUCUUCUUCCCAUUUUUCUCCGGAAUAUUUCUUUUUCUCUGGCAGAUUCUGCUCUGAAUUGAAAGAGCCAAAAAAAAGAAAAAAAUUUUCAAUAAAGUGUGUGUCUUUCUUUAUUUCCUUCAAUCCUUGAAUAGAUUAUUCAUUUACCACAAAAGAAAGGCAUAGAGAAAUAAAGAGAGGUUGGGAAGGAGAAAAUUUAUUUAUCUUUUUUCUUCUGAUGACACUGCAAAAGUGUUGCUUUUGAGCGAGUCGGGAUCUUAUCUGAUCUGGGUUUGCUCUGCCUCCAUCGUUCCCGCAGUUCUUGAUUUGGUGAGCAGAGACUUGCGGUGCUAUAAUGCCUGUUAAAAACUUAAUUGACCAUGAGCAGAUGACUUUAUGCAUUAUGGGCUGGCUUAGCAAGUUUUUUAAAGGCUCAGGCCACAAAAUUUCUGAAGAGCGUUGCCGUGAGAAGUAUGGAGAAGAUGCGACUGGUUAUUCACCUUCUUGUUCAGGGGAAAUGUGGUCAGAAAAUGAGAAUGAAGACAUAGACCGUGCCAUUGCACUGUCUCUCUUAGAAGAAAAUCAAAAAGGCAAGAGUGCAAUUGAUAAUAGUUUUCAAUUGGAAGAAGAUGAACAACUUGCCAGAGCUAUACAAGAAAGCCUAAAUGUGGAGUCUCCUCCCCGAUAUGGAAAUGAAAAUGCAUAUCAACCCUCCAUCCCUGUUUAUUUCCCAAUGGGAUAUAGGGUUUGUGCCGGUUGUAAUACUGAGAUUGGUUAUGGAAGGUAUCUAAAUUGCUUGAAUGCAGUUUGGCAUCCAGAUUGUUUCCGCUGUCGUGCUUGCAACCUACCAAUUAUUGAUUAUGAGUUUUCUACAUCUGGGAAUUACCCUUAUCAUAAAUCUUGUUAUAAGGAGAGCUACCAUCCAAAAUGUGAUGUUUGCAAGCACUUUAUUCCAACAAAUCCUGCUGGUCUUAUUGAAUAUAGGGCACAUCCAUUUUGGAUCCAAAAAUACUGCCCUUCCCAUGAACAUGAUAAUACUCCUCGAUGCUGCAGCUGUGAGAGAAUGGAGCCACGGGACAUACGGUACGUCACCCUUAAUGAUGGUCGAAGACUCUGCCUAGAAUGUCUUGACUCUGCAAUAAUGGGGACCAAUGAAUGCCAACCCCUUUAUCUUGAUAUACAAGAAUUUUAUGAAAGUUUGAACAUGAAGCUGGAGCAGCAAGUUCCAUUACUCUUGGUUGAAAGACAAGCACUAAAUGAAGCAAGAGAGGGUGAAAGAAAUGGCCAUUAUCACAUGCCUGAAACCAGAGGACUCUGCCUUUCUGAGGAACAAACCGUUAGCACAAUUUUGAGGCGGCCAAAGUAUGGGAUGGGAAACCGAAACAUGGACAUGAUAACAGAACCCUAUAAAUUAACCCGACGCUGUGAGGUGACUGCAAUUCUAAUCUUGUAUGGUCUUCCAAGGUUGCUGACAGGGUCGAUCCUAGCACACGAGAUGAUGCAUGCAUGGCUGAGGCUUAAAGGUUUUCGAACUCUCAGUCAAGAUGUUGAAGAAGGGAUCUGUCAGGUUGUGGCUCAUAUGUGGUUGGAUGCAGAGCUUAUGUCUGGUUCCGGCAGCAAUGUAGCAUCAACCUCGUCUUCAUCAUCGUCCUUCUCUUCCUCCUCCUCGUCGUCGACCACAUUAAAGAAGGGAACAAGAUCUCAAUUCGAGAGGAAGCUUGGGGAGUUCUUUAAGCACCAGAUUGAAUCGGACAUUUCUCCUGUGUAUGGAGAUGGAUUCAGAGCUGGCCAACAAGCAGUGCUUAAAUAUGGUCUUAGAAGGACCCUCGACCACAUUCGGAUGACGGGGACCUUUCCUUAUUGAAGUCCUGAUUCUUGAAUUCAUUUUUUAGUGCAUUUUUUUUCUUUUUUUUUUCUUUUCUUUUCACAGGAUUAAAGUUUUGGCCUUAUGAUUAUUAGACCCCAAGGCCAAAGCGCAUAGGGAAACUGACUCUGAAGUAGCUUUCACUUGCAGCAAGUGUUGAUUUGUACGGUUUUGGUCGUAGCGGCCAUAUAACACGAGAUUUAGUGAUUUAUGUUCAAAAGAUUAGCAAAU